CGUAUUGGUAACUUAUAGUUCGUGAUCGCAUAGUGACGUGUCUCGUGUCGUGUCAAAAGUUUAAAGAAUUUGGAAAAGGUGAUGUCUAAUUAAUUACGCUUUGAACAAUUAGUUAAACCAAGAUGUUGACGAAGUUCGAGACGAAGUCUGCUCGAGUAAAAGGCUUGUCUUUUCAUCCGAAACGUCCCUGGGUGCUAGCGAGUUUGCAUAAUGGCGUUAUACAAUUGUGGGAUUACCGUAUGUGCGCCUUGCUCGACAAAUUCGACGAACACGAUGGACCCGUUCGAGGCAUAUGCUUCCAUAAUCAACAGCCGUUGUUUGUUUCUGGCGGAGACGAUUAUAAGAUUAAAGUUUGGAAUUACAAACAACGGAGAUGUAUCUUUACUCUUUUGGGACACUUGGAUUAUAUCAGGACCACAAUGUUUCAUCAAGAAUAUCCUUGGAUCCUCAGUGCUUCAGAUGAUCAGACUAUUCGAAUUUGGAACUGGCAAAGUCGCACUUGCAUUUGUGUACUGACUGGACAUAAUCAUUAUGUAAUGUGUGCCCAAUUUCAUCCUACGGAAGACAUUAUUGUGUCAGCUUCGUUGGAUCAAACGGUCCGAGUUUGGGAUAUUUCCGGAUUACGCAAGAAGAACGUGGCGCCAGGUCCGGGAGGUCUCGAGGAUCACCUAAAGAAUCCAGGAACGACCGAUUUAUUUGGUCAGGCCGACGCAGUAGUAAAAUAUGUUUUGGAAGGUCAUGACAGAGGCGUAAACUGGGCAUGCUUUCACGGAACGUUGCCUCUUAUUGUCUCUGGAGCAGAUGAUAGACAAAUCAAAAUGUGGCGGAUGAAUGAUGCUAAGGCUUGGGAAGUAGAUACAUGUCGCGGUCAUUACAACAACGUAUCUUGUGUACUGUUUCAUCCUAGACAGGAUCUCAUUCUCUCUAAUUCAGAAGAUAAGAGUAUCAGAGUCUGGGACAUGACAAAACGCACGUGUUUACAUACAUUUAGGAGGGAACACGAGAGAUUCUGGGUUCUUGCCGCACAUCCAACGCUUAAUCUUUUUGCUGCCGGUCACGAUUCUGGAAUGAUUAUUUUCAAACUCGAGAGAGAACGGCCCGCGUAUGCGGUUUACGGAAAUGUUCUUUAUUACGUGAAGGACCGUUUUCUUCGAAAACUAGAUUUUACCACGUCAAAGGAUACAUCGGUAAUGCAGAUACGCGGCGGAGGAAAAACACCACCCUACAGCAUGUCGUACAACCAGGCGGAAAAUAGCGUUUUAAUAUGCACAAGAUCGUCUUCAAAUAUCGAAAAUAGUAGUUAUGAUUUGUACAUGAUACCGCGCGAGGGAGAUUCAAACACGGAUGCUGAGACGAAACGGGCAUCUGGUGUUACCGCCAUUUGGGUUGCUAGAAAUCGAUUUGCUGUUUUGGAUAGAGCAUAUUCGUUAGUAAUCAAGAAUUUGAAGAAUGAAGUUACUAAAAAAGUGCAAAUUCCGAAUUGUGAUGAAAUAUUUUACGCUGGCACCGGCAUGUUACUUUUGCGUGAUCCAGAACAAGUAACGCUAUUUGACGUACAACAAAAGAGAACAUUGGCAGAAGAAAAAAUCGCAAAAUGUAGAUACGUCGUGUGGUCUAGCGACAUGUCUCAUGUCGCAUUGCUGGCCAAACAUACCGUUAACAUUUGUAAUCGUCGGUUAGAGUCUCUCUGUUGCAUACACGAAAACACUAGAGUGAAAUCCGGCGCUUGGGACGAUUCUGGCGUAUUUAUUUACACGACCAGUAAUCACAUUAAAUAUGCGAUCAGCAACGGUGAUUACGGCAUUAUUCGUACGUUAGAUUUGCCGAUAUAUGUCACGAGAGUAAAAGGCAAUCAAGUUUAUUGCUUGGAUCGAGAGUGCAAGCCAAGGAUUCUGCGAAUAGACCCGACUGAAUACAAAUUCAAGCUAGCGCUGAUCAACAGGAAAUACGAAGAAGUUUUACACAUGGUUCGUACCGCGAAUCUUGUUGGACAAUCAAUUAUAGCAUACUUGCAGCAGAAAGGAUAUCCAGAAGUGGCGCUUCAUUUUGUAAAAGAUGAAAAGACUAGAUUUGGUCUUGCGCUUGAAUGUGGAAAUAUCGAAGUCGCAUUGGAAGCGGCGAGAUCGCUCGAUCAGAAAUCAUGCUGGGAGAGUUUAGCGCAAACCGCUUUGCUGCAAGGCAAUCAUCAAGUUGUAGAAAUGUGCUAUCAAAGGACUAAGAACUUCGAAAAAUUGGCUUUUCUUUACCUAAUAACUGGCAACUUGGAAAAGUUGCGUAAAAUGAUAAAAAUCGCAGAAAUUCGGAAAGAUAUAUCUGGACAAUAUCAAGGAAGUUUACUUCUUGGAGAUGUUUAUGAACGCGCUAAGAUUUUACGGAAUUCUGGACAAGCAUCAUUGGCAUAUGUUACCGAGAAAAUUCAUGGAAUAUCAAAUGAAGAUGAUGAUGGGGAAUAUCAGUCAAUGAGUGAAGAACUUUCUGCGCUAGAAAAAGGUGCCACGUACCUCCGUCCACCAGUACCUAUUCAGCAAGCUGAGAACAACUGGCCGUUGCUGACUGUUUCUAAAGGUUUCUUCGAAGGCGCAAUGAUGUCUCGCAGUAGAACUCAAGUAGCUGCCGCUCUUGCUCUGGAAGACAAUGGUGAAGCGACACCCGAAGGCUGGGGCAAUGAUGAGGAACUCGGUAUAGACGACGAAGAAGGUAUGGACGCGGAAGUUGCACCAGAAGGUGAAGAGAAUCCUGGAUGGGACGUCGAGGAUGUUGAUCUUCCACCUGAACUCGAAGCUGCAGUGACUUCCGAUGAGAGCCAUAAUUAUGAAUGUCUACCUACUAAAGGAGUCUCACCGCCGCAACAUUGGAUUACUAAUUCCAAAUUUGUAGUCGAUCAUAUUUUGGCUGGAUCGUUUGAAUCCGCUUUUAGAUUAUUGAAUAAUAAGGUUGGAGUAGUGGAGUUUGAGCCUUACCAAUCUCUGUUCUUAAGUACGUACGCACGCUCCAGAACGUCCUACGCAUGUUUACCUAACAUACCGUCGUUAUAUGGAUAUCCUCAAAGAAAUUGGAAGGAUACUAAUUGGAAAGAUGGCGCAUCUGCGAAAACAGGCUUACCUGCGGUAGGAUUGCAUCUUACCGAGCUAGUCCAGCGUCUUCAAGUGUGCUAUCAACUGACGACCAAUGGCAAAUUUGCUAAGGCGAUAGAAAAGUUACAGAGUAUUUUAUUAAGCGUACCACUACUCGUUGUUGAUACCAAACAGGAUAUUGCAGAAGCACAUCAGUUAGUUCAGAUCUGUCGCGAAUAUAUCUUAGGUUUAAAAAUGGAGACUGAACGUAAAAGUCUACCAAGAGCUACGUUAGCGGAACAGAAGAGGAUUUGUGAGAUGGCAGCUUACUUUACGCACUGUAAUUUGCAACCCGUACAUCAGAUUCUUACUCUUCAAGUAGCUGUAAAUUUAUUCUACAAAUUGAAGAAUUAUAAAACCGCCGCUUCGUUCGCGAGAAGAUUACUCGAGCUUGGACCAAAUCCAGAACUUGCGCACAAAAUUCGGGUUCUGUUACAGUCUUGUGAUAAGAAUCCAGUCGACGAACAUAAAUUAGCGUAUGACGAACACAAUCCAUUCUCAUUAUGCGCAAGCACGUACACACCUAUUUACAAAGGAAAGCCGGAAGUGAAGUGUCCCUUGUGCGGUGCCAGCUACAAUCCACAGUUUAAAGAUACAGUGUGUAAAAUAUGCGAAGUCGCCUUGAUAAGCAAAGAACAGUAAUAUUUAUAUCGUUAUCAAUUUAUGUAUUUUUAUAUCUAAAAAGUUGAAAGAUUCCUCUCAAAAAAUUUAUAGCUUUCCUUAAUUUUAAGAUGUUAUAUAUACACACAGUUUUAAUAAUUUAAAUAAAUUUAAAUUAGUGAUCAUGAGAAGCAAACAAUAUUUCUAGCUUUUACGAAAGUAGUUGUACUUUAGCAUUCCGUGAAAUGAAUAGCAACAAAGCAUGAACAUCAAACCAGGUAUUGUUCAUUAAUUGAGUAUGACAAUUCCUUUUGUAUAUUUUUAUCAUUUUUAUUUCGAUUUUGAGAAUUGCUAUGCUUUAUUAUACAUUGUUAAAAAUGGGACAUAAAACUUAUGAUAUGCAAUGUCAGAGAUAAAUAUUUCAAACCAUUAGGAUAAUAUGUAAAGAAAUAAAAUAAUAUUUGCGUAACAAA
Molecule: messenger RNA, 4186 nt
Organism: Monomorium pharaonis (pharaoh ant)
Lineage: Eukaryota; Metazoa; Arthropoda; Insecta; Hymenoptera; Formicidae
Gene: alphaCOP
Product: coatomer subunit alpha
Exons: 6
Coding region: 123-3755 (1210 amino acids)
Biological process (GO): intra-Golgi vesicle-mediated transport; endoplasmic reticulum to Golgi vesicle-mediated transport; retrograde vesicle-mediated transport, Golgi to endoplasmic reticulum
Cellular component (GO): COPI vesicle coat
Molecular function (GO): structural molecule activity; protein binding
Source: RefSeq, a predicted model, not a curated record